This is a messenger RNA of Oncorhynchus gorbuscha (pink salmon), 1431 nucleotides long. Its product is annotated as hairy/enhancer-of-split related with YRPW motif-like protein. The record is from RefSeq and is a predicted model, not a curated record. Gene Ontology annotation, molecular function: protein dimerization activity; RNA polymerase II cis-regulatory region sequence-specific DNA binding; DNA-binding transcription factor activity, RNA polymerase II-specific. NCBI's taxonomy places the organism in Eukaryota, Metazoa, Chordata, Actinopteri, Salmoniformes, Salmonidae. Gene Ontology annotation, biological process: regulation of neurogenesis; regulation of transcription by RNA polymerase II; anterior/posterior pattern specification. The transcript has 5 exons. Gene Ontology annotation, cellular component: nucleus. The coding region runs from base 263 to 1216 and encodes 317 amino acids.
GAGAGAGAGAGAGAGAGAGAGAGAGAGAGAGAGAGAGAGAGAGAGAGAGAGAGAGAGAGAGAGAGAGAGAGAGAGAGAGAGAGAGAGAGAGAGAGAGAGAGAGAGAGCGAGAGAGGAACAGCGUGUGGACAUUGACUCCACAGGGUACACAUUCUCUACUGCGUCAGCAGAACAGAAGGAGUGAUCCUCCACACACUUCUCCUUUCAUCCAACCAUCCAUCUGUCUGUCUGUCUGUCCAUCCAGUGAAGAAGAGGAGGAGAGAUGAAGACAUCUCAUAAUGACUAUAGUUCUCUAGACUCUGAUGACAUGGACGGGCUGAUCGAUGUGGGACAGGAAGACGGCUCCUGUCCAGUCACUGGGUCCAUGUCCCCAGGUAGCACGUCCCAGAUUCUGGCCCGGAAGAAGAGAAGAGGGAUUAUAGAGAAGAGGCGCAGAGACAGGAUCAACCACAGUCUAUCAGAGCUUCGGAGACUGGUGCCCAGCGCCUUGGAGAAACAGGGCUCGUCUAAGCUGGAGAAAGCAGAGAUUCUGCAGAUGACGGUGGACCACCUUAAGCUGCUGCAUGCCAUGGGGGGCAAAGGGUACCUUGAUGCGCGGGCCCUGGCUGUGGACUAUAGGACCCUGGGAUUCAGACAGUGUGUAGGAGAGGUGGUUCGGUACCUGGGCUCUUUAGAAGGAGGGGUGGACUCCCCGGACCCUAUCGGAGCCCGCCUGGUCUCUCACCUCUCCCACUGUGCCAGCCAGCUGGACCCCCUUCUCCUUCAGUCGCCCCCCACCUCGUCCUCCCUCCCUUUUCCUCCCUGGCCGUGGAUCUCCUCCUAUCACCAGAUGUCACCUGUCUCGUCUCCCACCUCUCCAUCUUUCUCCGCGAGGCGGAGGGAGCUGGCACGCCUGGGCGGUGGGUGUUAUCCAUCCCGCUCAGCCGACACCCUGUGUCUCGCCCCCCUGGAGUGCCAACAGGGGUCCAUGCUCGCCCCUGCCUUGGUGUCUGGGCUUCGCAGGGUGCCCUCUCUUCCACCACCUUCCUCCCCUGCCCUCACCGCCACCCCUACUCACAGACUCACUCAGCAGUCCCCUGGAGCCUCAGUCCUCCUCACCUCCUCCUUUCCCAGUGCUCCUCCACAAGUCAGACCCUUUGUCCCUCUGGGGUCUCCCGCGGGUCAGCGCAGGGGCAAAGCUGCAAAGACCUGGGGGACUGAGAUAGGAGCCUUCUGAUCCAGAACUUGUCAACACGAUGCACCAUGUAAAGUUUGCUCUUAACCACAGAUCUGGGAUCAGAUUACCCUUAACCCAGUGGAGGCUGCCGAGGGGAGGACGGCUCAUAAUAAUAUCUGGAACGGAGCAAAUGGAAUGGUAUCAAACACAUGGAAACCAUAUCUCUGUCUCGCUCUCGCUCUCGCUCUCGCUCUCGGUCUCGGUCUCGGUCUCUC